GAAUAAUCGCAAUCCAGUACCCUGAAAAAUGUUUAUUCACUUGACUGAAUCAGAAUGAGCCGAAGAGAAGGGGGUAAACAGGAUGUGGUUGUUCAGCAAAAAGGGACCGUCUGGGUUCACAGCUUCUUCUACGGCCGAGGAAGUCACUCGAGGGAUUGAUGGCUCUGGCCUCACUGCCAUUGUUACAGGAGCAACUAGUGGAAUUGGUGCUGAAACUGCACGGGUGCUUGCAUUACGUGGUGUCCAUGUAGUUAUGGCCAUCAGAGAUGUUAAAGCUGGUAGACAAAUCAAGGAGGCAAUGGUAAGAGACAACUCCAAAGCGAAAAUAGAGGUCAUGGAGCUGGACCUGAGCUCAAUGGAAUCAGUCAGAAAUUUUGCCAGGCAAUUCAAUUCUUGUGGUCUUCCCUUGAAUAUACUAGUUAAUAACGCAGGAAUCAUGGCAACACCAUUCAAGCUUUCCAAAGAUAAUAUAGAACUACAAUUUGGGACAAACCACAUAGGUCAUUUUCUUUUGACGAACUUAUUGUUGGACACAAUGAAACGAACUUCCACUGAACAUAGGAAAGAGGGGAGGAUUGUAAAUGUCUCAUCAAGACGUCAUCGUUUCUCAUAUCCUGAAGGGAUUCGAUUUAAUAAAAUCAAUGAAAAAUCAGGGUAUAACAGCUUGUCUGCGUAUGGGCAAUCAAAGCUUGCUAAUGUUCUUCACGCUAAUGAGCUUGCAAGACUUCUAAAGGAGGAGCGAGUGGAUAUCACUGCAAACUCACUUCACCCAGGAGCAAUUGCCACCAAUCUGUUCCGUCAUCACAGCUUGAUUGAUGGCUUAGUUGGUCUCCUUGGAAAAUAUGUGAUGAAAAAUAUACAACAGGUAACUAUGUUUAUCGGGAACAAAAGUAAGGAAGGAUAGAGGUCUAAAUGGGUUAAGUUAUUUAUAAACUACAUGGAUUUUGGUUCCACUUGUUGCUUGAAUGAGUAAGUUCGGGUGGACAUAUAGAGCUUGUAUGUGCAUUUUGAAUGAAAGAAGAAAAAUUGUAUGAAGACAGAAAAAGAGUACAGAACGUUUGAGGUAAGCAAUCAUCAAAUAAAGAAAGCAAGUAAAUACUCAAACAGAAAGACCAAAUAAAAGCUCUAAUUAAAAAACCAGUGAGUAAAGAAAAGCUGAGCAGUUUCUUUGCUUGCUGAAAAUCAGUCAAGCAUGGUUUUUUCCAUCCCUGAAAGAACCAUUCGCAUUAAGCUUGUAUAGCUAAAUGAAUCAAGCUUCAGAAUUUUGAUGAACAAAAUAAAAGUUAUUUUUUUUAUAAGCAAGUAGAGGUUGAGCACGAAUAUAUAUGCAUUAAUG
Molecule: messenger RNA, 1336 nt
Organism: Neltuma alba
Lineage: Eukaryota; Viridiplantae; Streptophyta; Magnoliopsida; Fabales; Fabaceae
Product: short-chain dehydrogenase TIC 32, chloroplastic
Exons: 8
Coding region: 83-904 (273 amino acids)
Source: RefSeq, a predicted model, not a curated record